Aspergillus homomorphus CBS 101889 is the source of this 1992-nucleotide messenger RNA. RefSeq names its product MFS transporter. The coding region runs from base 97 to 1917 and encodes 606 amino acids. The transcript is spliced from 2 exons. Gene Ontology annotation, biological process: transmembrane transport. Lineage: Eukaryota; Fungi; Ascomycota; Eurotiomycetes; Eurotiales; Aspergillaceae. Gene Ontology annotation, molecular function: transmembrane transporter activity. The record is from RefSeq and is a predicted model, not a curated record.
GGGAAUCGUUCCCCUGUAUUGACCUCAUUUUGUUGCACCAAGCAAUGUGCCAAGCCCAGCGCCGCGAUCGCUUCCCCUCCCGUCGGACUCGGCAUCAUGACUUCAAUCACCAGUACUGACAAAGCUCCAGUCCGACCGGCUCGCAUCCCCUACUGGCGGAUGCUUUUCGACCACGGCGCUGUGACCGAGGAGAUCAUCAACUACCCUUACACCGGUCGGGGCACCGAGGAUGACCCCUAUAUCGUGGAAUGGAUCCCGGACGAUCCGCGUAAUCCGAUGCUCUUUUCCAAAAACCUGAAAUGGAGCUUCACCAUCAUCGCCGCCUUUGCCACGUUCGGAGUAUCCAUGGCCUCGUCCGCUUAUGCGGGCAGUAUCGGCCAGAUCGUCGAGUAUUUCGGCGUUGGGACUGAAGUCGCCACACUGGGAGUGUCGCUGUUCGUGCUUGGCUUCGCGGUCGGCCCGUUGGUGUGGGCGCCUCUCAGUGAAUUGAUAGGACGGCAACAAGUCUUCGCCAUCUCGUACCUGGGUCUGGCAGUAUUCUGUGCGGGUGCGACUGGGUCGCGAAACUCGUGGACCUUGAUCAUCCUUCGCUUCUUCGCGGGCUCGUUUGGGGCAUCGCCCUUGACAAAUGCAGGCGGCGUGAUUGCAGACAUCUUCCCCGCAGAGGAGCGGGGACUGGCGAUGAGUCUGUUCGCGGGAGCCCCAUUUCUGGGACCAACGAUCGGGCCCAUCAUCGGCGGUUUCUUGGGCGAGAGUGCCGGCUGGAAAUGGGUGCAGGGCCUCUUGGCCGCCUUCUCGGGCCUCAUCUGGAUCAUCCAGUGUCUCUUGGUCCCCGAAACCUAUGCACCGUUGCUGCUGCGCGCGCGAGCAGACCGGCUAUGCAAGUUGACCGGGAAGAUGUAUAUCAGCAAGCUGGACUGUGAGCGAGGUCGGGUCUCCGUGGCGACUGCGUUUGGAGCGGCCCUGCUGCGUCCAUGGGUAUUGCUCUUCGCCGAGCCGAUCGUUCUGCUGCUGUCGCUGUACAUGGCCAUCGUCUAUGGCACGCUCUACAUGCUUUUUGACGCCUUCCCGAUCGUGUUUCAGGAAAUUCGUGGCUGGAGCGAAGGCAUCGGCUCUUUGCCAUUCCUGGGAGUCAUGGUCGGCAUGAUGUCAGCCGUCGCCUACAACAUGUACGACAACAAGCGCUACAAGCGUCUUCACGAGCAACACAAGGGCUUUGCGCCCCCCGAAACCCGUUUGCCCCCGACGAUGAUCGGUGGGAUCACCAUCCCGGUCGGAUUAUUCUGGUUCGCGUGGACCAACGGCCCCUCCGUACAUUGGAUCGUGUGCAUCAUUGCGGCAGCACCCUUUGGCUUCGGGAUGGUGCUCGUGUUUUUAAACAUUAUGUCGUACUUAAUCGACUCAUAUACAAUCUAUGCGGCGUCCGUUUUGGCAGCGAACUCGAUCAUCCGAAGCUGCUUCGGCGCCGGUUUCCCCUUGUUCACGACAUACAUGUAUAACAACCUGGGGAUCCAUUGGGCGUCGUGCAUUCCAGCGUUCUUGUCUCUGGCCUGUCUGCCAUUCCCAUUCAUCUUCUAUAAAUAUGGAGCUACCAUUCGACGGAAGUGCAAAUACUCUGCUGAGGCGGAUGCCUUCAUGCGCAAGCUGGCCGAGAAGACGCUGCACCACCCGGAGAAAGAGACUGAGGCGGAGGACGAAGAGGCAGAGGCGGUCGCAGACGAACUAGAUGUAACUGCCAUAGACCAGGAGCUGGAUUUAGAGCGUGGGGGCUCAGCUUCCACGGAAGGUCACUCGCAGCAGCAGUACGAGGCUAAUCCGUACGACAUCGACCGGGUCAACACCCGCAAUUCCGCCAUCACUCAGCGGUCGCGCUCGCGCUCAGUCCAGUCCAGGCGGAAGAAGUGGCUGGGAUUCUAGUCACGGAUGAUACCAUUAAUAGCGGCACAAGCCACCCCGGGAUGCCAUAAUAUAGCAUAGCCUCGCAUAGCAUCC